UUUUCCGACUAGCCGUGUUGCGGCGCAGUCAGUCAGUCCGGCUCGGCCAUGGCGCGGCUCGGCGUGCUCGUCCUGCUCCCGCUGCUGUUUGACUCGGUGUUCUCCAUCUCCUUCUUCUUACCGGUCCGAACGAGGAAGUGCCUGAAGGAGGAGAUUCAUAAAGAUGUUCUGGUGACGGGAGAGUAUGAGAUCAGCGAGCAGCCCAACACCAAAACUAACCUGAAGAUCACAGACUCCUCUGGCCACAUUCUCUACUCCAAAGAGGAUGCCACUAAAGGCAAAUUCGCCUUCACGACAGAGGAUUAUGACAUGUUUGAAGUUUGCUUUGAGAGCAAAUCCCAAAUGGGAACUGGGAGGGUUCCUGAUCAGCUCAUCAACCUGGACAUGAAGCACGGUGUGGAGGCCAAGAACUACGAGGAGAUUGCAAAGGUGGAGAAGCUGAAGCCUCUGGAGGUGGAAUUGCGGCGCUUGGAGGACCUGUCUGAGUCCAUCGUCAACGAUUUUGCUUACAUGAAGAAGAGAGAGGAGGAGAUGAGGGACACCAAUGAAUCUACCAAUACACGUGUGCUGUACUUCAGCAUCUUCUCCAUGUGCUGUCUGAUCGGCCUGGCCACAUGGCAGGUGUUCUACCUGCGCCGCUUCUUCAAGGCCAAGAAGCUCAUUGAGUAAAAACCUGUUCUGCCAAUCAGAGACCCAGAAUCCCUCUCCGACACCUCACCCGCCCCUCGUCUUUUUGCCCGGUGUCAGCAGGUUUGUGAUAUUUUUGGCAGGGGUGCAACCUGGAGAGGACGUCCAUCAGGUCAUUGUUUGGGGAAGCCGGCGGCCAUAUUCCCUCAUUUUUGAUACAAAGCUUGUUCGGUUUCAUUUGGACGAACCACCCGCUCCUCGUUUCUUCAGUUUUUUUUUAUUACACACAAUCCGAAACAGAUGUUUAAAAUUUACAUUUGAACUACAAGACCAGAGGUGCCGCUUUAAUGAUACACUCUCAACUGUUUUGUGUGUGGUUAGAGAUGCACCCAUACCAGAUUCUGGCAAUCAAGUGCAUUACUGUUAUCACUAAUAAAAACCUGUUGAUGCUAGGAAACCGUUAGUUUCAGGUUGCCCAGUAUAACCAUAUUUAAAUGGAUGAGAGAAGUAAUUUCACAUGCAGGGCUGAUAACCGGUAUUGGGAUUUAGAAUCAGGCUGGGGUACAGUGGUAUUGGUGCAUCUCUACUGUUGAUCAUUGAAGCACUUGUAUGUGUUAGUGGUACAGAUAAAUGAACGAACAUUUUCUCUGUUAUUGUAAAUGCUGUUUUUUUUUUUCAGUUGUUAAAAAAAAAUAGAAUUACUCUUUAUCCCAAGAUACAAAGUUAUACAAAGCCCCUUUUUCGUCGUGCUCAUAUAUGAAGUUCAUUUGCACUCUGUUGAAGAUCAACAUAAAAACUGCAGAAGAAUGUUAUCUUUAUUUUUUUUUUGCUGGCUAUUUCUCAAUGUAUAUUAGAUUCCGGUCAUUCUAGAUGAACUUAAAGGUGAACCCCAACCAUUUUGGGGGCAUUGGUCAUGGAUGGAGAAUGUGGAGAAACUUGCUGACCCUGAUUUGUUCAUAGUGGUGGUGAUGUGGCCUACAAAAGAAAAGUGUUUUUUUUUUUUAUGAGCAAACUUCAACAUUAUUGGUUUAAAGAAAUGCAUUUUAGCCCCUGGAUCUUUUUGAAAACAGAGUUUUACAAGACAGCAACAUAUUUAUUAUCAUAUGGUGUAAUUUGUUUCUGUGGGUGCUUUUAGAGGUUUAAAACCUUGAUUUGAUUCACCACCACUGUGAACAACUAACUCAGUUUCUCUACAACACAAUGUUUCACAUCAGGCCACUCUAAAUUACUUUAUAUCUGAACUGAUUUUGCAAAAAUGGUGAAAAAGCCUUUCUUUGGCCAUUUUUAUAGCAAUUUCUGUGGGCUGUUUUUGCUUUAGAGCACAAACUGAUCUGAAAUUUUUGCAUUGCAGAGUAUACCAGCACGGUAGUUAAUCAGCCUGGGUUGUGGAUUCUCCUACUAACACAACACCUAUAUGCAGAAAUAUUGAUUUGGAUUUGUUUUAUUGUUUAUUUUAAUGUAAUUAUGAAAUGGUGCAUGUGUUACCAUUAACGUGGAUGGUUUGGGGGACUAGGCUUAAUUAGGGGGUGGCGGUUUUUUGUUUUGUUUCUUUUUUUUUCCUGCCAGACCCAUCAUUUAUAGAAACCUUGAAUCUUUUUUUUUUGUUCUAUUUUGUGGACAUUUCAUCGUUUUUUGAUUUGGUGGCAAUUCAUUUUAAAACAACAAAACUGGAUUGUCAAUAAAUUGUUAGUUAAAA
This is a messenger RNA of Astyanax mexicanus (Mexican tetra), 2323 nucleotides long. RefSeq names its product transmembrane p24 trafficking protein 10 (gene tmed10). The transcript is spliced from 5 exons. NCBI's taxonomy places the organism in Eukaryota, Metazoa, Chordata, Actinopteri, Characiformes, Acestrorhamphidae. The record is from RefSeq and is a predicted model, not a curated record. Gene Ontology annotation, biological process: Golgi organization; endoplasmic reticulum to Golgi vesicle-mediated transport; intracellular protein transport. Gene Ontology annotation, cellular component: Golgi apparatus; COPII-coated ER to Golgi transport vesicle; endoplasmic reticulum-Golgi intermediate compartment. The coding region runs from base 49 to 669 and encodes 206 amino acids.